This is a messenger RNA of Procambarus clarkii (red swamp crayfish), 1584 nucleotides long. The record is from RefSeq and is a predicted model, not a curated record. NCBI's taxonomy places the organism in Eukaryota, Metazoa, Arthropoda, Malacostraca, Decapoda, Cambaridae.
AUGAAGACCGUCUUAGUUACGGGUGACUUCAACCAUAGCAAGAUAGACUGGAGAAACAUUGGUCUGGAGAGCAAAACCAGUCUUUGUACGGUCACGGUCCUCGAAUUGCUUCUGUCACAUCUACUGUACGUCCACCACAUCUACGUCCACCACAUCUACUGUACGUCCACCACAUCUACGUCUACCACAUCUACGUCCACCACAUCUACGUCCACCACAUCUACGUCUACCACAUCUACGUCCCCCACAUCUACGUCCACCACAUCUACGUCCACCACAUCUACGUCCCCCACAUCUACGUCCACCACAUCUACGUCCCCCACAUCUACGACCACCACAUCUACGUCCACCACAUCUACGUCCCCCCACAUCUACGUCUACCACAUCUACGUCCACCACAUCUACGUCCACCACAUCUACGUCCCCCCACAUCUACGACCACCACAUCUACGUCCACCACAUCUACGUCCGCCACAUCUACGUCCACCACAUCUACGUCCGCCACAUCUACGUCCACCACAUCUACGUCCGCCACAUCUACGUCCACCACAUCUACGUCCGCCACAUCAACGUCCACAACAUCUACGUCCCCCCACAUCUACGACCACCACAUCUACGUCCACCACAUCUACGUCCCCCACAUCUACGACCACCACAUCUACGUCCACCACAUCUACGUCCACCACAUCUACGUCCCCCCACAUCUACGUCUACCACAUCUACGUCCACCACAUCUACGUCCACCACAUCUACGUCCCCCCACAACUACGACCACCACAUCUACGUCCACAACAUCUACGUCCGCCACAUCUACGACCACCACAUCUAUGUCCACCACAUCUACGUCCACCACAUCUACGUCCCCCCACAUCUACGUCUACCACAUCUACGUCCACCACAUCUACGUCCCCCACAUCUACGUCUACCACAUCUACGUCCACCACAUCUACGUCCCCCCACAUCUACGUCUACCACAUCUACGUCCACCACAUCUACGUCCGCCACAUCUACGUCCACCACAUCUACGUCCACCACAUCUACGUCCACCACAUCUACGUCCGCCACAUCUACGUCCACCACAUCUACGUCCACCACAUCUACGUCCGCCACAUCUACGUCCACCACAUCUACGUCCACCACAUCUACGACCACCACAUCUACGUCCACCACAUCUACGUCCACCACAUCUACGACCACCACAUCUACGUCCACCUCAUCUACGUCCACCACAUCUACGACCACCACAUCUACGUCCACCACAUCUACGUCCACCACAUCUUCGACCACCACAUCUACGUCCACCACAUCUACGACCACCACAUCUACGUCCACCACAUCUACGACCACCACAUCUACGUCCACCACAUCUACGACCACCACAUCUACGUCCACCACAUCUACGUCCACCACAUCUACGACCACCACAUCUACGUCCACCACAUCUACGUCCACCACAUCUACGUCCACCACAUCUACGUCCACCACAUCUACGACCACCACAUCUACGUCCACCACAUCUACGUCCACCACAUCUACGUCCACCACAUCUACGUCCACCACAUCUUUGCUUGUCAGUUUCUUUAG